Rhipicephalus microplus (southern cattle tick) is the source of this 624-nucleotide messenger RNA. RefSeq lists its product as uncharacterized. Lineage: Eukaryota; Metazoa; Arthropoda; Arachnida; Ixodida; Ixodidae. The record is from RefSeq and is a predicted model, not a curated record. Gene Ontology annotation, biological process: regulation of transcription by RNA polymerase II. Gene Ontology annotation, molecular function: RNA polymerase II cis-regulatory region sequence-specific DNA binding; DNA-binding transcription factor activity, RNA polymerase II-specific.
AUGGCUGCGGGCGGGCUGAUGGGCGUCUUCGUCUUGGUCUCGCCGCUGGCGCCCGGCUUACACGUAUCGUGCACUUACGUGACCAGGUACAAGACGCACAUGAGAACGCACCUUCUGAGGCACUUGGGCAAGCGCCCCUUCGAGUGCCACUUGUGUCCGGCCACAUUCACCGAGAGGUCUAAGCUCAAGCUUCACGUGCGUGCCCACACAGGAAAGCGUCCCUUUCCCUGCGACUUCUGCGACGCAUCCUUCAACCAGAGGAACCACCUCAUUGAGCACAUUUACACCCACACGGGAGAGCGUCCCUUUUCCUGCGACCGCUGCCCUGCAUGUGUCGGUUCAUCAUACGAAGUGUCGAAGUGGCAUACGUCAGACAUUCAAUGGUUGUGUUCCUCAUCUAAGAUGUCGCACCAGCAGUACCAUUCACUCGUGUUCGUUCAAGACAGGCUGCAUUCUUGCCGGCAGUGCACAUACGUGACCAAGUACAAGACGCACAUGAGAACACAUCUUCUGAAGCACCUGAACCAGCACCCGUACGAGUGCCACUUGUGUCCUGCCACAUUCGCCGAGAAAUUCAAGCUCACGCUUCAUUGCAUCCUUCUCAAAGAGGAGCCACCUCAGUGA